Eruca vesicaria subsp. sativa (arugula) is the source of this 567-nucleotide messenger RNA. Lineage: Eukaryota; Viridiplantae; Streptophyta; Magnoliopsida; Brassicales; Brassicaceae. The record is from the annotation of a GenBank genome assembly.
AUGGAUACAAGAUUUUUGUACCCCUUGGAGAGCUGUAAAAUCAUCCACUUGUUGAGACAUGGACAAGCGGUGCACAAUGUUGAAGCCGAGAAGGAUAGGAGAUUGUUGUUGUCUCCUCAUCUUUUUGACGCCCCACUUACUGAUCAUGGUCACCAACAGGUUGAGAACCUCCGCGAACGUGUUGUUUCAAGCGGGCUACUAAAGAGGGUUGAGCUAGUUGUAACUUCUCCCUUGCUGAGAACUAUGCAAACCGCGGUUGGAGUUUUUGGAAAUGAAGAUAAACAACCAAAUAUGACAAGCAGCCCUUCCAUUUUAGCACUUGAGGUUGCUCGAGACCGAAAUAUUGAAAGUGAAGAAGACAAUUUGUGGAGACCUGAUGUUCGAGAAUCUGAAGAAGAGAUCUUGGAGAGAGGGUUAGAGUUCAUGAAAUGGUUAUGGAAGAGACCAGAGAAGGAGGUUGCAGUUGUUAGCCAUGGCAUAGUCUUGCAGCAUAUGUUGUUUGCUAAUUGCGAAAUUCGUACUGUUGUGAUUGUAGACAAAAGCCUUGGUUCUUCUACGGAGAAUUGA